CAUGCAGGCAUGUGCACAAUGCUGCUGCAGUCAGGGCAUCAAUUUUGUAUAGGAAACGACUGUUGAGGCAGCGCAGCAAUGGCUGCGAAGCACUUAGGCGUGCACGCCUCCCUCCCUCUCCCCACUGGCUGAGGGGAGGAGGGUUCCUCUCCUUCUUUGCCAUGGGGCGAAGAGAGCACUGGCAGCAGAAGCAUGUCUGCCUCCGACUCAAGCGCCACAGGACUCAUCUGUAACAAGGGUUCAGCCGAUUCCUACACUGGUCGACCCUCUGAUUCCGACCUGUCCCUGGAGGAGGACAAGGAGGCGUCUCGGCGUGAAGCCGAGCGCCAGGCUCAGCUGCAGCUGGAAAGAGCCAAGUCCAAACCUGUAGCAUUUGCAGUAAAAACCAAUGUAACCUAUUGCGGGGCGAUCGAUGAAGAUUGUCCAGUCCAGGGUGCAGCUAUAAACUUUGAAACCAAAGACUUUCUACACAUAAAAGAGAAGUACAACAAUGACUGGUGGAUUGGUCGGCUGGUAAAGGAAGGGGCAGAUAUCACUUUUAUCCCAAGUCCAGUAAAACUAGAGGCUAUGAGGAUAAAACAGGAGCAGAAGGCAGCAGCAAGGAAAGGAGGGAAUGCAUCAUCUGGAGGCUGGAGGUCCACCCCCCCGUCUGCAGCCAAACAGAAGCAGAAACAGACUGAACACGUUCCUCCAUAUGACGUAGUUCCUUCCAUGCGGCCUGUGGUUCUGGUGGGUCCUUCUUUGAAAGGAUACGAGGUGACAGACAUGAUGCAGAAAGCCUUGUUUGACUUCCUGAAGCACAGAUUUGAUGGCAGGAUCACUAUCACACGGGUGACUGCUGAUCUGUCGCUGGCAAAGCGGUCUGUGCUGAACAAGAAGGCCAUCAUGGAGAAAGCUAACACUCGCUCCAGCCUGGCUGAGGUCCAGAGUGAAAUAGAGAGAAUCUUUGAGCUGGCCAAGUCUCUUCAGCUGGUUGUCCUGGAUGCAGAUACCAUCAACCACCCAGCACAGCUCCUCAAAACCUCUCUGGCUCCCAUCAUCGUCUAUGUCAAAGUCUCCUCCCCCAAAGUUCUUCAAAGGUUGAUUAAAUCUCGUGGGAAGUCACAAAGCAAACACCUCAAUGUCCAGAUGAUGGCUGGGGACAAGCUGGCUCAGUGUCCUCCUGAGAUGUUUGACGUGAUCCUUGAUGAGAAUCAGCUGGAGGAUGCAUGUGACCACCUUGCAGAGUACCUAGAGAUUUACUGGCGGGCCACACAUCUCCCCUGUUCUGCCCCAGUGAACCCCUCAGUAGAUCAAAGUUUGAUCACGCCUCCCUCAGCUAACUCCAGCCAACAGUUUUCUGAAACGCAAGAGCUAAUAGAAUGAUUACCACCACACUUCUGGGAGCAGUUUGUCCUGUCAGCUGGAGUCAGACAAGACGAGUCUCAAAAGACAAGGACUGGGGUGCCUCUAGGGGGCAGCAGCACCCCUCAUCUCUCCACAUCCAGCCACCAACUUCUCCAGCCACACCUGCAUCAUCAAGGAGAGCAGGGGAAAGGUUUCUGAGAAGAAGGAGCAGAAGGCUGGUGAGCUGGGGGAGAAAAAGACGCAAACAGAGAGAGGAGCAGAAGCGGCGGUGCCUGCAGAGGAGCGCCCGCCUCACUGCUGCCCCCUCUGCCAGAGGCCCCCUUCCUCCCAUAUUCAUGCAACAACUCAGGGCAGCUUCCUGCGGCUGCACACACACUGGUAACACCACCAGGACAGCACUGCAGUCACCCUUCCCCACCUCAUCAGAUAGCUUCUUCCUCUUUCCCUCUGCUCCACCCACAUCACCCCACCCUGAUCUAAAACCUAAGCCCAGGUUUCUACUGUUACUUCAAUUAAAACCACAGUUGGCUGUCCAAACCUCGUUCAGCUCACACUUUACUCAGAUUACACAACUUUGUAGUUUGAGUAUGUGGAUCCGAGGUGCUGUUGCAUUUCAGAGCUGUCAUGCAUCUUCCCUGAGCAGAAUUCCUGGGGUUUUUCCUUUGAUCCACCCGCCUUGCAAUCAAGCCGACAGCUGACGAGAGCGAAGAAAAAUCAAUUCUGGGUGUCUUCCAUGUCUGCAGCUUUAAGUGAGCCGUCAUUCCAAAUGUUUCACGAAAUGUUUUUGAAGGGCACAGUAACUUUGAACAAGUCAUUCUGAUGUCAUGUGAGCUGAAAAAUAAUCAUUUUUUAACUUUCUUCUUUCAUUCUUUGAUCUUUACCUUUUUACCACAACAACCUACACUUCCCUCUGCAACGAAUAAUUUUGCCCUCAGUGUAACUGAUCACGUAGUUAUACUCAGCAGUCAUGUAAACCUGUGUGUGACAAAGACAUGCACAAAGUCUGCAUGCAUCUUUAUCACAAAUGUGAAUGUUAAUGAAUGCUGGUCCAUUGGGUUAGAAAUUAUUACUGACACCAAGUGUUACAUUUGCUUGGAGAAAAAGCUUCUCUUCUCCGAAAUCCCACAAAAUUAGACAAAGUCAUAUUUGGUAUCUGUAUUAGUUUUUUUAUUUUUAUUUUUUUUCAUGGAGCAAACUAUUUAUCAUGAGGGUUUUUUUGCCAAAGAAAUUAAACUUUCUGUCUUUUCUCUUUUGAAGUGGCAGUUUUCUAAAAUUUAAUGUAUAUUUAGCAAACGUUCGACUUACUUUAAAACCUCUUUUUGAGUUUUUAAAACAUCUGUUAUUUUUAGAUUGUUGCUCCUUUCUUUUUUGAAAAUAUAGUUAUGUGAACUAAUACAAGGGAAAAUCUGAUGAUUACUUCUACCUGUAAGAAACAAUUGGACAUCAGAUCUUAAAUUCAGACAAAUAACAUGAACUCUGAUGAAAUGAGGCUAAAGAUAUUACCGGUAUACAAGUUUGUAUUUUUGUUUGAAAAAAUAUUGCAGUAUCACAUAUCAUUGUAAAACAGUAACACACAAACCCUUAGGAUUUGCCUCAGGGGGAAGACUUUGCGUUUUACUUAGAGAACAGGAACUAUCUUGACACAUAGGUUUAAGCAAGUUUGUUGUGGCACAAGCAGGUUUUCCAGAGACCUGCAAAAAAAAAAAUCCUCCCAGAUCCGUUUAUUAAGCUACCAAAAAAGAAAAAGAAAAAACCCUGCCAGAUUUUAAAUGAGCUCCUUAGAUGAGGAAGCCCACUGCUGCUUAUGAAAAUAUGAGGUUAAAUGUUCCCAUGUGCAUUACGGAUUAUUGGUUUUUGCAACAGGGCAGAUAUCUGAAAGCAACAAUACCAUUUUGCUAUUUUGCAGAAAUGCAACCCUGGGCCAUUUGGCUUCAAAAGCCUUUAGCACAGUUUAACAUUUGUCUUUUUUAAAGUUAUUUUUUAUCAAUUUAUGAUCUUCAGCCAAUAGGUUCAAGAACAAUUUGCUCAUAUCUUCAUUGUGUUUGUCUUUAUUCAGAAAUCAACAGCAUACAAUACUAAAAACCUAUUCAUUCAUGUGCAAUGAAGAGAAAAAGAAGACAAAAAUACUACAUACAAGCUGCAUGAACAGAAACUUUGAUUUUAAAACACAUCUCAGAUUUUGGUUUUGGUUAUUAAUGACACUAUAUACUUGAGUAAAAGUAAAAAAAAUACUUCAGUUGUUAAGUGGGUUGUAAAGUUUCUGAAUAAAUGUUAAAAAUGUAUGAAAUCAGACAAAAACUACAAAUUAGUGUGCAAAUGUUGGUGUUUACUAGUAUUGUCAUACAAUUUGUUUGUUUUAUUAAGGGGAAUGGAUUCUUUUAGAAUAUUUUGGUGACAUAAAAAUUUGUAGAUCAAUAAAGGGAAGCAUAUUUCUAUAUGCCAAGAUCUUACAUGCCAAUGUUUUGAAACACAUUAGAUAACCGAUAUCUAUGUUUUAAACAUUUAAUACAAUUAAGUCUCUUCUGUUAUUAUUAUUUUUUGUUAAAAACAUAUUUUAUUCCACAGCGUAGUGACAACAUCACCACAUCUCUCCCUAAUUUACCUUAACACCCCUCAAUAUCCGAUGCAUCUCAGUAAGCUCUGAAAGUAUCAGACAAAUGCAACUUUCUAACUCGCGCUAAUGCACAUGAUUCUGUUAGUGUAGCACACAUUUAAUAAUAGUUAUAACUGCAUGACUGCUUCUAUCAGAAGGGCUUUUUUAGGCUCAUCCUCACAUGAGCAGGUCACUCAGCAAAGUGAAUCAGCAUUAUCACUUACAUAUCUCUUAUGGGUAAGCUGUAAAUGUUGUAAAUAAAGGUAAACAAACUGCACAACAAUGCUGCAAAUAUGAUGGAAGCUCAGAGCAUUUUUUUUCUUUUGGCAAAGUAUACAAUUCUGUAUCUAAUGCCUCAGAAAGCAUGCAUUUAUAUGUAGCGUUCUCAGAUUUUUAAAUGAUGCAGUAAUUAUCCAGAACCAUUGUAAGAACAUGGCUUCCGCUGACAUUUGUUCUCUACUCUGAAGCUUUCAGCUUCAGAUCAGAUGCUUCCAACUUGUGAAACACUAAGAGCACAUUUCCUUCUUCAAGAGAAAACUUUCAACCUGUUAUGUUUUAUUUUCUUUGCCGAAAUUUUCAACCAAACGUUGUUAUGGUUUUGGUUUCAAAAAGCACAACUUCUUUAUAAAUAUUAUUAUUAUUUCAUAUUGUGUGUGUUUCAGUGAAAUACAAUGCAAAGUGACAAGACACAAGCUCAGACUAUCAAUCUCUCUCCUCAGUUUUGAUGGGGUAAAAUUGCACUAUCAUUUCUAUGUAUGCUUUCCAAUGCAAUAAACACUCUAAGUUUGACCUGAAUGCACUUCCAGUCUUCAACAAGUUAUUUGAUGGUGUCAGUACUUCAGACAAGAUUACACGAAGAAGUGAUAUCCAGCAAAGUCUGAUGAUAAUCUUUGUCCUGGGUGCAUCUGUGCAUCUUUCUCAAUAACACAUGUGAAGCCAGGGUGAAUAAAAACGCUAAAAUAUGAA
Oryzias latipes (Japanese medaka) is the source of this 4906-nucleotide messenger RNA. It is a transcript of the gene cacnb3b, whose product is annotated as calcium channel, voltage-dependent, beta 3b. Gene Ontology annotation, molecular function: voltage-gated calcium channel activity; protein binding. Gene Ontology annotation, cellular component: voltage-gated calcium channel complex. Gene Ontology annotation, biological process: calcium ion transmembrane transport. The record is from RefSeq and is a predicted model, not a curated record. Lineage: Eukaryota; Metazoa; Chordata; Actinopteri; Beloniformes; Adrianichthyidae.